Lodderomyces margitis is the source of this 711-nucleotide messenger RNA. RefSeq lists its product as uncharacterized. The record is from RefSeq and is a predicted model, not a curated record. The coding region runs from base 1 to 711 and encodes 236 amino acids. NCBI's taxonomy places the organism in Eukaryota, Fungi, Ascomycota, Pichiomycetes, Serinales, Debaryomycetaceae. The transcript has a single exon.
AUGGCUCCAAAACGAAAGAAAGUAGGUUUUCAACCAUCUUCUGCAUUUGAAGAAAUCACGCCUGAGAUUGAGGACGAGAUUGUUGAAGAAUAUGCACAGCAACUAGGUGACGAUACGGACCUUCAUUUGGAUAAAUUGAGCGACGUUUUGGACAGCUUAAACAUUCCUCACUGUUUCACAAGCGAUAUAAAGAGUGCAAUCGACUACUAUUAUCAAUUUAUGCACGAUCGAGACUACGCUAUCAACAGCGGCAGUACGAAACAAAGACUAACGUUAGAAAUGAUCUUGUCUUUUACAAUCACCACAUCCACACAAACAACCGAUGAUGUUUCCGAUAUAAUUGACAUUGAUAAACUCAUACAACGAUUAAAUACCCUAAUAAAGUUGCGAAAUAAUUAUUCCCAUAUAAUAUCGAGUUGGAAACUGUUUAUUCAAGAAUCAGGUGGAGCAAACAAACCAGCCAAUAUUGAAGAUUUUCAAUUAACACUUCCAGAAUUGAAAAAUGUGAAAACAUCGUUAAACUUGGAUAAUGAUCCGCAAACUAAAGCGCCAUUAAAUGAUGGAUUUUUAAUCGAUAUGUUGGGGUGUUGUCAACAUGACCAAAAGGGGCAUUUGAUCAAUUUUGCAUUUGAUAAACAAGGUGCAUCUGUUAUGAUUAAAGAUUUUGCUGUUAUUUUGGGCAAACUUGGUGAACUAGAUGAUGUCGAGUAA